AUGUCUCCCUCACCCCUGGAGACCUUCGCAAUUAUUUUCUUUUUUCUUGUACUGGGACUGACCAUCAUGAUAAUCAUGAUUCUUGUCAAGGAGUGGACCGAGUACCAAGCUAUGCAGUUUUGGCCGAAAUUGCGUAGUACUCACACUCUCGAUCUGGAGUCGGGCCUUUACUCACUCAGAGACGAGUUAGUAAAGGACAUACAGGAACUGACAUGGCGCCUUGAGCAGAUGGAAGCAGACAUUGGUCGCGGGAUCCAGCUUGCUGAAUACCUCUCCGAAUACCAUGAUGAACCCCCACUGCCUUGA
Messenger RNA from Penicillium coprophilum, 306 nucleotides. RefSeq names its product Zinc finger RING-type. Bases 1 to 306 code for a protein of 101 amino acids. The transcript has a single exon. The record is from RefSeq and is a predicted model, not a curated record. Lineage: Eukaryota; Fungi; Ascomycota; Eurotiomycetes; Eurotiales; Aspergillaceae.